Molecule: messenger RNA, 817 nt
Organism: Glycine soja
Lineage: Eukaryota; Viridiplantae; Streptophyta; Magnoliopsida; Fabales; Fabaceae
Product: protein PLASTID REDOX INSENSITIVE 2, chloroplastic
Exons: 3
Coding region: 90-611 (173 amino acids)
Biological process (GO): regulation of gene expression
Source: RefSeq, a predicted model, not a curated record
UGUUGAGUGGGACAUUUGUGUAUUUGAGCUUAGGAAUAGAAGUAGAGGGAACUAGUGAAGAGAUAAAGAAGACGGAGGCGGUUUGGAGUAUGACUUCUUGCACCUCUUUUGCAUCCUUUCUCAUUUCUUCUUCUUCAUUUCCUUCAUUGUGCUUCGCGCAAACCCACUCAAUCACAUGUAAACAACGCUUCCCAUUUCCUUCUGUAAAGGGAAGAAGAAAGUUCUCAACUUUACCAUUUUCAUCCACCAAAAGGCUCGUUACAAGAGCCGCUGAGUACAAAUUCCCAGACCCUAUUCCCGAAUUUGCAGAUGCCGAGACUCAAAAAUUCAAAAGCCACCUUCUCAAAAAGCUUUCAAAGAAAGAUAUGUAUGGAGAAUCAAUUGAGGAAGUUGUAGGAAUUUGCACUGAGAUUUUCAGCACUUUCUUACACUCCGAGUAUGGAGGUCCUGGUACACUCUUGGUCCUUCCUUUCGUUGACAUGGCCGAUGCCCUAAAUGAACAAGGAUUGCCUGGUGGGCCACAAGCUGCACGUGCUGCGAUCAAGUGGGCUCAAGAUCAUGUUGACAAAGACUGGAAAGAAUGGACUAAUGGUGAUAACAACAAAAAAUAGGGUACCUCUUGUAUGUUAUUUAGUCGUUAUAACUGGUGCUUAUGUUGUAAGAGACCUAAAUGAUCGGUUUUGAUAUCUAUUUCUUAAGUGCCCGUUCGGUUUAGUAUUUGGAUAGAGUUGGAUAGAAUUGAUUUUGAAAGAGUUAAGAGAAAUUAUAUUGGAACGUGUAUUUUUUUAUUGAAAAAGUGCAAAAGUUAAUUGUCUUA